AUGUCUUCGAAGGGAAAGAUACCGCAGGACAUAGUUGCGAUCUUCCAUGCCGCCUUCCACCCGACCCAAGGGAACGUGAUAGAUUGGUCGCUGAAAGCAAGUGAUGACUUGGACCUGGGGCAUGUCGAGUUCAGCUGCCUACCGAGCGGCUUGCACCUGAUGGAGCGGGAUGUCAUAUACUUCACAAAGGGCGAGCACUCCGGCGUAUGCGUGUUCCACCGACAGAAGACUACAGAGGAGGGACACCGCGGCUUUCGGCUCUCCUCGCUCGGCAUCCUGCUCGCCAAAUCUGCACGACCUCGUCCAUGGCUUCACCUACCUGCUCUGAAAGAGGUCUUCCGCUCCAUGUACUCGUCGAUAGAGGACAGAGACGUGCUGGUGCCUCUGGAUGGCGAUUGGGACCCGGCAAGGGCGUUCUUUGAAGAGCGCAAGGUCCGCCGUGCAGACUUGGGCGGGGCAGGGGAUUGGAAUGGGUGGAGUGCAGAGCUGGAAGACGACGCCCCCGACACCGACCCGACGGCCCACCUCCCCCAUCUCCUCCGUAUCAUCGGGCCCUCAUCCUUGACGCUAUACAAGCACGUUCUCGGGCGUCGGCGCAUCCUUAUAUAUACCCUCCCUCCAGUUGAAGCUGCCUGCAUCCUCUGCCAAGUCGCCGCCGAUAUCUGCUACCAGUAUCAGACCGAAGGAGAAGACGACACGCUCCCUGACGCUGACGAUGAGCCACAUAGAAAACUGAAGGGCAAGUCCGCAGCAGGCGUGAAAGUGUUGGGCAUGGUCACCCUGAACGACCUUUCCAAGCUUGAAGAGGAAAGCCGGACAGGCCGUGGGUGGGUUGCUUGCACGACGGAUGCGAUUUUCCUGGAGAAACCAUCAUAUUACGACCUUCUGAUUGACCUCCGAACAUCGACGCCCAACACCCGCCCCACUUUCUACGUGUCCAAGCCAGUAGACCAGUCAAACGGUCGGGGACCAUCACAUCGGCUGUCCCUUGUGCGAUUCACAUGGAGUGAUGUGAAGCUGUGGACAGAGCUUGAGCGCCUGCUCCAACUAGAUACCGGGGAGCACAUGGACAGAUGUUGCGAUCCGUCCCUCGGCUCUCGCCAGAGCACGAGCUCGUGGACGGACAUCUGGCGCGUAUACGAGGACGUCUGCGUCGUGUGCGCCGGACUCUGGAUGGGCUCCUGGCGCACCCAGCCGACUCUCUCGUGCGGUGCCCCGGGCGGGCGGUGGGAGAAUUGGGGGAGCAUCCGUCUAGAAGGCGAGGAAAGUCUGUCUCUGCGCAAGCAGUCGCGCUCGUACGUGCGCCAUGUGGGCAUGGGUGUUGAAGGCCGCCCUGCGUACGACGCGUCCACGUCGUCCGGGCGGACCCAGCGGCGCUCGGCCAAGUCGAGCAGUCUAUCCGUAUGGUCGUGGACUACCAGCAAGGGGGACGGCCAAGGCUCGGGCACCGCACCGGCGGCAGGGCCCAGCGACCCUGUCGACUCGGAACCCACGGCAAAGGACGUUGCUAUGUCUGUUCACAUCGAAGAGAGCCAGGGCGCACGGCGGACGCAGCAGAUUAUAACUACGCUUGCCCUCCUUCAAGCGUUCCAUGUCAAUACGACUGCCAUUCUAGCGCGUCUCGCAGAGCUCCUUCCUCAGCGUCGGUCUCAGCCCAGACACGACAGUGGAGAGAGUAAUUCCACGGUUAUUCUGACACCAAAGGAUGUCAUGUCAUUUGAGUUGGGACCUUUCAGCGGAUUGGAUGCGCGAUUCGUCGAGUGGCUGGGAGAGGAAUACGGAGGCGGGUCGAGGGUCGUCGCUCGGCGGAAUUGGCGUGACUUGAUGGGGCUCUUAUUGGGACUGAGCUCAUAG
Fibroporia radiculosa is the source of this 1854-nucleotide messenger RNA. RefSeq lists its product as uncharacterized. The transcript has 5 exons. NCBI's taxonomy places the organism in Eukaryota, Fungi, Basidiomycota, Agaricomycetes, Polyporales, Fibroporiaceae. Bases 1 to 1854 code for a protein of 617 amino acids. The record is from RefSeq and is a predicted model, not a curated record. Gene Ontology annotation, cellular component: lipid droplet.